This is a messenger RNA of Microdochium trichocladiopsis, 517 nucleotides long. RefSeq lists its product as uncharacterized. The annotation marks the transcript as partial. The transcript has a single exon. The record is from RefSeq and is a predicted model, not a curated record. NCBI's taxonomy places the organism in Eukaryota, Fungi, Ascomycota, Sordariomycetes, Xylariales, Microdochiaceae.
GUCCUUAUCUGCCGUAGACCCGACUGCCGACACGCUAUUUCACCAGAUGGAGCCCAGGUUACUUCACACUUGUGGAACAAGUAUAGUGUCCCUCUAGCGCUUCGCUUAGGACUCCCAGAGCAUCUACGGGAUUACUACUCUUCGGGAUUCCAGAACCCCUCAGAGGCAGCCCUACCGCCCUGUGGUUCCAAACCCAUCCGGAACCCCAGACCUACGAUGGCUUUAGCUGCCGCAAGUGCGUCUUCUUUACGACGAGCUUCCACGAGCUUACAAGGCACAUCUCUCAUGAGCACCUAGAUGGGCGAACAGCGGCCCGACCACGGAUCAGCCUAUCCUACGACGAUGUCUACCUGCAGACCUGGGGGGCCGGGCCGAAUCGCCGUACGGAUGGGUAGUCAGGUACGGUUCGUCCAGUGCCCGGCCGCCUGCAAAAUAGAACCCUCUCGAGACAACCAAAGGAUAGAAGGACUGCUAUCUCGCAGAGAAAUCCAUGGCUAGACCGCACAGGCUGGCCCGA